This is a messenger RNA of Contarinia nasturtii (swede midge), 1803 nucleotides long. RefSeq names its product peroxisomal biogenesis factor 3 (gene Pex3). NCBI's taxonomy places the organism in Eukaryota, Metazoa, Arthropoda, Insecta, Diptera, Cecidomyiidae. Gene Ontology annotation, biological process: protein import into peroxisome membrane. Bases 298 to 1440 code for a protein of 380 amino acids. Gene Ontology annotation, molecular function: protein-macromolecule adaptor activity. The record is from RefSeq and is a predicted model, not a curated record. The transcript is spliced from 2 exons. Gene Ontology annotation, cellular component: peroxisomal membrane.
CACUGCGUCAAUUGAAAACAAGAAGAAGUGUGUGCGACUCAUUCACAGACUGUGUGUUAAAAGAGCCGAAAUACUUUGCAUACAAAAGUAACAUUAGCUUUUCCGCAUUUAUGGAAUUUAAUUAUAAUUAUUUUGAGCGACGACAGAAGAUGAUGUUUGCUUAAUUCUUUGAACAUUGACUAAAAUCACUGGAGAUUUUUCUUGCAUUCAUGUUAUUUAUACAGAUUUAUUUCAACAGAUACACGCGUCGAUUAGUUGGAUUCAAUUGAAAAAAACAUCGAGGCAAGCGCAACCAAUAUGUUUUCGUCAAUGAAAAAUUUUCUGAAUCGUCAUCGACGUAAAUUUGUAAUUGGCGGUGUUGUGAUUGCCGGUGGAAUGAUAGCAUUUCGAUAUGCUCAACGAAAAUUGUUCGAAUAUCAGGAGGCAAAAGCGCGCGAAUUUUUCGAACGAACACGUCGCACACAACAUUUUGAGACGACAGAACGAACGUGCAAUCAAGCAAUUAUGGGACUGGGACCAAAUCUUAUUGAGCAAAUUUUGAAAAAUUUAGAUGCUGACCGUAUCGUUGCUGAUCUGCGAAAUAAUCCAAACGACAAGAUCGUAUUGUGGAACAAACUCAAAGUGUUGGCAAUCGCUCGAUUGUGUGCAUUAGUCUAUGCAUGCUCCAUGCUGGUGAUAACGCUUCGUGUUCAAUUUAAUAUUCUCGGUGGUUAUCUGUACAAGGAUGCGAUAGGUAAUGUGGAACAAGUGACAUCCGAAUUGCAACACAGCUAUGUGGCCUUAAUUCAACAUUUUUUGAGCGAUGGAUGCAAUUCACUGUGUCAAUUAAUCGAAACGAAAGUGGAACACAUUUUGAGUUCGUACGAUUUGAGUCGAAAACUCACAUUGACUGAAACUGAACAAAUUUUCUGCUCAAUUCAAAUGGCCAUCAAUAGCGAUGCAAACGAUCCCAGUACUCAUUUGGCUAAAUAUGUGUAUCCAAGUGAUUUGCCAGCCAGCACCACAUCAAAUGCAUUGUUUGAGAAAAUGUUUAAUGAAACCAUUGAUAUGCUCGAGAGCAGCGAUGUUUCGACCUUAAACGCAAACAAUGUAAGCCGAGGAUUUUCAAUUGUUAUGGAUAACAUUGCUGAUUUUUACUUUAAACCUGUGAAUGGAACAGCAGCUGUUGAAAAUGGCUACUCACCCAAACACAUCACAAAAGCUUCGAUUGAAUCAUCGACAAAGGUGGACGAUGGUGAAGCGGGCGAAACAUUGCCAAACAUAAAUACAGUUAGCAUUCCAAUACCAAAAUUGAUUCCAAUUAUAAAUGGAUUGGCCAAACAACAAUUUAACACAACAACUCAACCGCCAAGCUUGUCAACAUCACUGAUGACACUUUAUUUAAUUUCGGAAAAGGUGAAAAUUCUCGGAGCAAAUACAUACGAAGUAUUCAGCGUAUAAUAAUGAAUUACGGAUGAUUUUCACGCGUACACAAAUUCACUCACAAUUCUCCGACCAAUUCAUAAAUUGCACCAGAAUGCAAAUGAUUCCCCAUCCUCCCACAGGAAAAGCAGUCACAUCGAACGAUGAAGAUUUAUAAAUUUUAGAAUUAUUCAACACAUUUUAAUUUUUACUUGUAUUCAAGAGAAGAAGAGAUGUAUUUAUAAGUGGGAUAUUAGAUUCUUUUUUGUUUAAUAUCUCUAUUCGGUUAAAGUUGCAUGGGCACGGAUGAUUAUUUUAUCUUUAUUUUAUUGUACACAAUAAAAUUUAGGGUUAAACAUGGAAAUUAAAGCAAGAAUAAAACAUUAUUUUGUAUGCAGAAAA